CAAAGCUUCAGCUUCAGCUUCAUUUGGACACGUCCACAUAUUUCCCUGCAUCUGUGCUCCAAGAAGCCGCAAUACUAUUUAGCCAUGAUGGACUAACCGGGGAAUAAUCAUAUCUGGGGUUUGGCGCUUUCUCGACUUCUACCAUCAUUCUAACCACUCGUUACUCGUCUUAUUUUUAAUUCAGGGUCCACUUCGCCACGUUCCAACGCGAUCCUAAAAAGGCCACGGUUUCUAUUUUAUUUUUAUUGUUGACUUAUUCGACAAGAUCAAAGACUUUCCACAAAUCAUAUACGAGAACCAUAUAAUUAACAUACUUGUACAAGUCCAACGACGCUUCUUCUACUACCAGCCAUUUAUCGUUCUACUGUAUCACUAGAGAUUUGACAAGAAUACAACCGCUAGCUUUAAGCAACCGAACACUCCCACUGCCCCGCGCUAAAGUACGAAUGGGUGUCGAAACUCGACGGUCGAAAUCUCAGAAACGAGAUAAGCUUUCGGUCUCGACGAGCGGUCGCAUAAAUGGUCACUCGAACGGCGACAUGAGCAAUAUAGAGCUGCGGCGGAAAACCGCCCCGCCGCAAGAGUCAGGUCAGGUCGCGGCAAACCUCAUAGGCCGUGAAUCAUUCUCCCUCGACGAUAAUAUUCCGAAAACGCCCUCAGUGAACAAUCAUGGAUUCUGGGAGCUUCCCGUGCAAGAUCAGAGGAAUUUUAUGUUACUUGUGCUGCUAUAUUUCUUACAAGGUGUCCCUAUGGGUCUUGCGAGUGGAUCGGUACCAUUCCUUCUCAAAGAGCAUCUCUCGUUUGGAGAAAUCGGUGUCUUCAGCUUGGCAUCAUAUCCGUACUCGUUAAAAUUGUUCUGGAGCCCGAUAGUAGAUGCAGUAUGGAGUCCCAAAGUCGGAAGGAGAAAAAGCUGGAUUCUUCCAAUUCAGUUGAUAUCUGGAUUCAGCAUGUUAUACCUUGGGUCCAUGAUUGAGGGUUUGAUGGCCACGACAGGUAAGCCAGGCGGCCCGAGCAUCUGGAAUUUUACGGGUUGGUGGUUCUUUCUGGUUUUUAUGUGCGCGACUCAGGACAUCGCCGUUGAUGGGUGGGCCCUCACUCUGCUGACGCCGGGAAACGUUUCUUACGCUUCGACGGCGCAGACGGUCGGUCUAACAGCCGGCCAGUUCCUAUCUUACACCGUCUUCCUGGCCUUUAAUUCUAGCGAUUUUGCCAACCGCUAUUUCCGCUCCGUGCCGUCAGAGGAGGGCCUCUUAAGCCUAGGGGGCUACUUGACCUUCUGGGGCUGGGCUUACAUUGCAAUCACCAUUGGACUUGCGCUUCUCAAGAAGGAAGAAAAGACAAGGAAUGAGGAUGGUAUCUGGGAUGUUUACAAGAUCAUGUGGGAUGUCUUGAAGCUACGGAAUAUCCAGACCAUAAUUAUCGUCCAUCUCAUUUCGAAGAUCGGAUUUCAAGCCAACGAUGCCGUGACGAACCUUAAGUUGCUAGAAAAGGGAUUUGGCAAAGAAAAUCUGGCGCUGACGGUCCUCAUUGACUUUCCUUUCGAGAUAGGCCUGGGUUAUUAUGCCGGCAAGUGGUCUCAGGAGUAUACACCCAUGCGCCUCUGGUGCUGGGGCUUCGUGGGUCGACUGAUCGCUGCUAUCUUUGCUCAGGUCACCGUCAGUGUUUUCCCAGCUGGUGGCGUCCAGCCUUGGUAUCUUCUUCUCGUCAUUGGCGAGCACGUCUUCUCGACGUUUACUUCAACCAUCAUGUUCGUUGCUGUUUCUGCAUUCCACGCUCGGGUUGCCGAUCCUGUAAUCGGCGGAACUUAUAUGACCUUGCUUGCUACGGUUUCCAAUCUUGGUGGUACAUUCCCUAGAUAUUUCGUCUUAGGUCUAGUGGAUACCUUUACACAGGCCACAUGCCGUCCCUCGACACAGAAGCUUGAUAGCUCGGCGCUCAGGGGGCCGCUUGUAACGCAAGAGUUCUCCUGCGCCGUUCAAGCCGAGAGAGAGCGAUGCGAGCACGGCGGUGGUACGUGCGAGACCCUACAUGACGGAUUUUAUAUUGUGAACGUCCUCUGCGUCAUCGUAGGAGUGUUGACUUUCACUCUGUAUAUCAGAAAGAGGGUUCUGGUACUGCAAACUCUACCAUUAAGGGCGUGGAGGUUGGCUGGAUCUCGGUAACGGGAUAUUAGUGAGCAUGUAGUCUAUAUGUACAAUAUGGAUAGGAAAUAGAAAUAUUGUCAAACAUCGUUAGUGGUCGCAAUCUUAGCUUGUUUUUUGGGCGUAGGCGUAUUUGCAACCAAGGUGAACAUCAGG
Molecule: messenger RNA, 2297 nt
Organism: Daldinia loculata
Lineage: Eukaryota; Fungi; Ascomycota; Sordariomycetes; Xylariales; Hypoxylaceae
Product: MFS general substrate transporter
Exons: 2
Coding region: 447-2162 (571 amino acids)
Cellular component (GO): membrane
Molecular function (GO): acetyl-CoA transmembrane transporter activity
Source: RefSeq, a predicted model, not a curated record